Postia placenta MAD-698-R-SB12 is the source of this 501-nucleotide messenger RNA. RefSeq lists its product as hypothetical. NCBI's taxonomy places the organism in Eukaryota, Fungi, Basidiomycota, Agaricomycetes, Polyporales, Adustoporiaceae. Gene Ontology annotation, molecular function: protein binding. The transcript has a single exon. The annotation marks the transcript as partial. The record is from RefSeq and is a predicted model, not a curated record.
CCACCCUUACCGGUCGAGACUUGGGACCACGUCAUCGACUAUUUACGAUAUUGGGGCCUCUGGGAUGAUCUAGCGGCCUGUUCCCUGGUGUGCAGAAGAUGGCGCGCAAGGAGCCAGUCCCAUCUUGCCAGGAGAGUGCGCCUCUUGCGUCGCGACGACGUGGUGACGCUAUCGCGUGAGAUACGGAGCUGUAUGCGUACUAGCGACAGCCUCAGGGUGACAGACAUCGAGGUCACGGUCAAGAACUCGCUGUUUGGCAAGAGGGACACCAUCAGCCACCUGGGGACUUUCGUGCCGGCCCUCGCUGGACGUUUCGCGAACCUGAUGAGGCUGUAUCUAAAGGGAGAUUGGCCCGCCGGGAUGAUGCACCAAGACUUCUUCAUCCACCUUUCUGCAUUCUCUUCCAUCACCCAUCUCUCCCUUGUCGAGCUUCACCUCCCUAACGUCUCCGUUUUCGGUCGAAUUGUCUGUGCACUACCCAACCUUGUUUCCGUCAAGUGC